UUGCCAGAGAGAGAGAGAGAGAGAGAGAGAGAGAGAGCGCGCAAUGGCGAAACCACACGCAGUGAUAGUGCCCAGCCCAGCACAAGGCCACACGAACCCGAUGCUAAAAGUGGCGAAACUCCUCUACCAAAAGGGCUUCUACAUAACCUUCGUCGUCAACGAGUACGUCGGCCGGCUGUACCUCCAAGCCCGAGGCCCGAACGCCCUCGACGGCCUCCCGGACUUCAAAUUCGCGGCAGUGCCCGACGGCGUCGACUUCGGCGACGCCCUCCCCGACCCCAUCCUCCGCUGCGACCAGCUCAUGAAGGACCUGCCCUUGCCUUUCUUCAGACGGUUCGUCCACGAACUCGCGUCGUCAACGGACGUCCCUCCCAUCACGUGUAUCGUCUGCGACGGAAAUAUGAAGUUCCCGCUGAAAGUCGCCGAGGAACUCGGGGUCCCCUCGGCGGUUUUCUGGACACCAAGCGCUUGUGGGAUGUUGUGCUACGCCUACUUUCACAAGCUCGUUGAAAAGGGGAUUUUGCCACUUAAAGAUGAGAGUUGUCUAACAAAUGGGUAUCUGGACACCGUCAUAGAUUUCAUACCAGCUAUGAAGGGUAUACGUUUGCGGGAUUUUCCAAAUUUUGUGAGAACUACAAACCUAGAAGAUGUUAUGUUUAAAUUUGCCAUCAGCAAGUUUGACAAAGCUUAUAAAGCUUCUGCUCUUUUCUUGAACACAAUGGACGCAUUGGAGCGUGAAGCACUUGAUGCGUUUUCAACAAUGUUUCCUCCAGUGUAUACCAUAGGUCCUCUGCAGUUACUUGAAGAGAAGCAGAUGCUGCAGAUCCCUAAAAGUAGUGAACUAGAAAACAUUGGAUUGACUAUGUGGACAGAGGAUUUAGAUUGUCUCGCUUGGCUCGAUAAAAAAGAACCCAGCUCUGUUAUUUAUGUGAACUUUGGGAGCGUGGCUCGGAUGACAUCCAAAGAGCUGUUUGAAUUUGGUUGGGGACUUGCCAACAGCAAACAAGAUUUCUUGUGGGCAAUCAGACCCGAUUUGGUGUUGGGUGAAUCUGCGAUUUUUCCACCGGAGUUGAAGACUGAAAUCAAAGAAAGGGGUCUAUUGCCUUCUUGGACUCCUCAAGAGAAAAUCCUUAGACAUCCAUCUGUCGGAGGGUUCUUGACCCACUGUGGCUGGAAUUCGAUUCUUGAAAGUAUUGUGGGUGGAGUGCCAAUGAUAUGUUGGCCUGCUUGGGCAGAGCAAUCCACAAACUGUUGGUACCUCUGCAAGCACUGGGGAUUGGGCAUGGAGAUAAAUAACGUGGAAAGGGAGGAAGUGGCGAGGCUUGUGAGAGAACUCAUGGUUGGAGAGAAUGGGAAGAGGAUGAAAGCAAAAGCAAAGGAAUGGAAGAAGGUUGCCGAAGAUGCUGUCAUCGCUCCAACUGGAUCGUCCCCCAUGAAUUUCGACAACUUGGUUAAUAAGGUUCUACUCUCCAAAUUUCCAAAUAAUUGAAAACUCGAGCUACAAAUUCUAGUAACACGGGUUCAUAUGAGAUUGCUUUCCUGUUGUCAUUCAUGUAAUAAGACGGUAGUUCAGUUUAUUGUAGAUCUUGGUCACUCCACUUGACUUCACGAGUGUGACUGAUGCGUUACUACAAAUUCUAGUAACGCGGGUUAUGUUGUUUAUCUAAUCAACUCUUGCUUGAAUUUUU
This is a messenger RNA of Rhododendron vialii, 1688 nucleotides long. RefSeq names its product 7-deoxyloganetin glucosyltransferase-like. Bases 44 to 1489 code for a protein of 481 amino acids. Gene Ontology annotation, molecular function: UDP-glycosyltransferase activity. NCBI's taxonomy places the organism in Eukaryota, Viridiplantae, Streptophyta, Magnoliopsida, Ericales, Ericaceae. The record is from RefSeq and is a predicted model, not a curated record. The transcript has 4 exons.